UCUCGUAACUUCCAUCAUCUUUCUAUCAUUUCUCUUCAUUCGCAGUGUGCUUUUCUUUGACUGCUCAUCACAAAUUCAACGCUCUACUUUGAGAAGAGCGAAGCUGAACUCCAAACACCACCACCACCCCAACAAAACUACAAAGCAGAACUAGCCUUGCUCUUUCUGCCAAACAACUUGCUGCGUUUCAACAAGAUCCAAAUUCAUUUCUGUCUUAGCGAUUUGGUCAGGUUAAAAUCCAGAGAGCACGCUCAGAUUUCUCCAUGGGUAAAGCUCCGGCAUUGUUCGUUGAUGACACGCUGAGCGGACAUCCUAAUGCCUUUGAUCUCGAAAAUGGUACUCGCAGAACAAAAACUAUAGUUGGCGAUAGAACGUACGUCAUUCGUGAAGCUGAGGAUGAGAGUUUGUGCAUUGAAGUUCAAAUUUUUGACCCAAGUCUUAGAGAAUGGGUUUAUCCCACUAUUCUGGGCACCAAACCUGUGUCAUCUCAAGGCCAUUCAGCUGUGCUUUUGAAAGACCGAAUACUGAUUAUUAAAAGGGGUUCUGAGCCAGACGAUCACACUUGGUUUCUAGAGGUAGACACCCAAUAUGUUCGGCAGCAGAGAGAAAUUCUGAAGACUGAGGUGGUUGCGUGGAGUAAAGGUGUGAUAGGCAAUCCCCCAAAACCUGUCGUUAUUACUGGUCCUUCUGGAGUGGGAAAGGGAACAUUGAUAUCAAUGCUCGUGAAGGAAUUCCCAUCCAUGUUCGGUUUUUCGGUGAGCCACACCACGCGGCCCCCAAGAGGCAUGGAGAAAGACGGGGUCCAUUACCACUUUACUGAAAAGAGUGCGAUGGAGAAAGCGAUCAAAGAUGGCAAGUUUCUUGAGUUUGCUUCUGUUCACGGCAAUCUCUAUGGGACCAGUGUUGAGGCUGUUGAACUCGUGGCAGAUUCAGGAAAAAGAUGUAUUCUUGAUAUUGAUGUUCAAGGGGCAAGAUCCGUGAGGGCUAGUUCCCUUGAGGCCAUAUUCAUCUUUAUUUGUCCCCCGUCGAUGGAAGACUUGCAGAAACGCCUUCGUGACAGGGGAACAGAGACAGAAGAACAGAUCGUGAAGCGACUACGAAAUGCUGAGGCAGAGAUUGAGCAAGGAAGGUCAACGGGUCUAUUUGAUUUCUUCUUGUAUAAUGGCAAUCUUGGGGAGUGUUAUGGGAAACUUAAGAAACUAUUGGGACUAGAUGCCUCUCUCUCUGCUCAGUCAAAGCCAGCACCCGGAGAAAUAAAUCUACCGACAAAUCAUUCGGUGACAAAUUUUGACGACAAAAUCAUCAUAAACUCCCUUUGUACAGGGCGAGAAAAGGAACCAAAGAGGUUGAUCAUGUUAGAUGUUUCCUCACUCAAGGGAGGUGCACCUGGACGCACGAGGGGGCUAAGUUUCCGUGUUAUAGACCCGCAUUCAGGUGGUUUGAGUGGAAGGGAUCAGCUGAGCUAACAUUUGACGAACCUGACCCUGUUCUCACUACCUUGGUUCCUUCCUUCAUAUAUUAAUUUGAUUUGAUUCAACGGGACGCAUGAUAAGGCUCUGGAGUCGGUCCAAUUUGUUUCUUUCUUUUUUAGUAACGACCCGUCAUUGUUUAGGCCACGGACCUGAAUGCGGGCACAUUUAUUAUUUUUCCUACAUGGGCAGCGACGGACGAUUUGUUAUUUGCGACUAUUGGUGUAUUGUUAUUGGCGAUGAUGGCGUAAUACGAGUGUAAUGUGUGGAUUCGUACAUGUAUAUUUUACCUGGUGAGGUGAAUAAGCGAAGAAUUGAAAAAUCCAUGUAAAAAAAGAAAAUCACAUUUUCCUUUUUC
Messenger RNA from Neltuma alba, 1827 nucleotides. Its product is annotated as guanylate kinase 2-like. The record is from RefSeq and is a predicted model, not a curated record. Gene Ontology annotation, molecular function: GMP kinase activity. NCBI's taxonomy places the organism in Eukaryota, Viridiplantae, Streptophyta, Magnoliopsida, Fabales, Fabaceae. Gene Ontology annotation, biological process: purine nucleotide metabolic process. The transcript is spliced from 11 exons. Gene Ontology annotation, cellular component: cytosol. Bases 264 to 1466 code for a protein of 400 amino acids.